AUUGUUUGUUGUUCGCGCGCAUCUGGCUUAGCGUCCCAGAGAGGCAGGGCCGAAAGGUGGGGCGUUCUCUCAGCCAGUCACGUCACUAGUUCGCCGCUCCAUCCCAUCUUUUUGUAACUGCGAGUCGAUAGUCCUCACCACUCAACAUGGAUUCUGGUGAUGACCUAAAAUGGUUCGGUGAAGGCUUCGACGGGUUUCCGAAGAAGCUGCCGGAGGACGUCGUAGAAUACAUCAUCUUCAUCAUCGACGCUAGGUUGUCGGACAUCCAGACGCGAGAACGUUUGCAGGCUUUUCAACGUGCUCUGCAGGAUCUGAAGAAGCGGUUCUUGAAAGAGUAUAUCUGGCAGCGAGACGAGAUCAAGCUCGACCUUGUGCGGGAACACGACCGCUGGCUCCUGAAAGGGCAGACCAACUACGGUGAUAGUGUCGCUGAUGAGUGGUUGAUUGUAUUCUUCUUGCGCGAACUGAGUAAGGAAUUCAAAGACGCCUGGAUUCGCAUAUACGACACAGAUGGCGAGUUCCUGCUCAUUGAGGCUGCAAACGCGCUGCCAAAGUGGCUCACGCCCGAGGUUGCAGAGCACCGAGUCUGGAUUAACACGCAUCGUCUGCUCAUCACACCUCUAGGUAAAGAGGAGGAGCCAGCACCUCUGCAGCUCGACAAAGCGCUCCAAAUAUUGAAGGACACGCCGGGACGACCGCAGCAGUAUCUGAAAGUCGAGAAAGAGGCCUUCCACCGCCUGAACAACUACCCGUCUGCUAUCACAGAGAACCAACACCAUGCCACCCUCCCCCUUCCACGCAAAGUGGCACAUAUCCUGCACACGAAUCCGUCGUAUAUCUCUCCUGUCGUGGAAGCCUUCUACCUCCGCGAUCCGAUAUCCUUGCGGCUGCUACAACCUGAAAAAUCCAAGACAGCACUCACGUUCCCGCCCGAGGACUUCGUAUCUGUCAGCGUCCGGUUCACUAAGGUUCUGUACGCACAACUUCUCGGCCAGCACUGGAAUCCACCACCGCAAUACGAGGCCGCCAUCGAGUCCCUGACGAAGUCCGGCCACCCGCAAGAAAAGAGCGAAGUAUCCAUCAAGCUCACCGCCGGCAUGCAGAUGCUCGCCUCGCACUCGCUCUUCGCCGACAAGCAAGUCGUGCGCGAGAUCAGCCUUCUGCUGGAGGAUCUCGAAAGCGGCGACGACGCGCUGCCCACCGAUGCCGAGAUUGCGGCGUGGCCAAAGCGCGAGGACGACGAGAGCUGGCUCGACAUCGACUUCUCCGAGUUCGAGAAAGAACUGCAGGGCAAGGGCGGAGAGAAGGGGUUCGGCGACAAGAACGCCCAGGACAAUCUGAAAAAGAUGGUGGAGCGCUUCACCACGUUCCUCGCCGACGACGACGCCGGACACGAGGGCGCAGACGCACACGAGCGCGACCCGAUGGACGAAGACAACGACUCCGACCCCGGCCGCGGGUGGGACGACCCGUCGGACAGCGACUCCGACUCCGACGGCGACGGCGACAGCGACGCCAACCCAGCAGCCCCAGCACCCGACCCGCCCGCCUCCACUCCCCCCGAGAACCCCCUCCCGCGACCACCCCCCCGCCCCCAGCCCGACCCCGACUUCGACGCCGACUCCGACACAGACUCAGCCUCCACCGACGCCGACGCCGAGUACGCCGAGUACGAGAAGUCGUUCGCGGCGUACAUGACGCUGCCGGCGCACGAGAAGGCGCUGCUCACGGACGACGCGCGCACGCUGGCGCUCGCGCAGGACGCGGAGGUCGAGGAGGAGGAGGAGAUUCGUAAGCUGACGGCGGCGAUGGAGGCGGAGUUGUUUGGGCACGGGGCGCUGGAUCUUGGCGCGGGACGGGGCGCUGCGGGGAGGGUGGUGGAGGGUGGUGCGAAGAAGGGGGGGAAGGCGAAGGCGAAGGACAAAGCGGAGGACAAGGCGAGGGAGAAAGGGGAUGUCAAGGGCAAGGGCAAAGCAAAAGCAACCAUCUCCUUCGCCUCGCCGGACGACGACAUCGAGGAGAUCAACCGCGACGAGAGCGCUUCCGACGACGAGGAGAUCAACGACGACGACUACACGCUCGUGCAGAACAUGCUCGCAGCCUUCAAAGGCCAGGCCGGCGCCGCAGGACCCGCGGGGAACAUGCUGCGCGCGAUGGGGAUCCAGAUGCCACGGGACGCGGACGACGAGGUGGCAGGUUCUGGGAGCACGGGCGGGAGCGCGGGUGCGAGUGCCGGUGCGGGAGGGAGUUCUGGGAGCGCGGGAGGCAGUGCAGUCGGCGAAGGCAGGGCGACUGCGAAUCCCCUGCGGAGGCCGGACUGGUACAUGAAGAAGUAGGCUCCCUGGUGACGCCGUUGCACGCACACGCUAUACCUCACUCUUGCAGUCUAGUCUAGAAGUACUAGAAUCGACACUCAAAACACCACACCACGACGAGACGAGAUAAAACAGGGUAGUGUGGUUUAUUAUAUACACGCUUACACUACCCAACUCGCCAGCGCGCUGGCACAUGCUCCAUCCACAGCAAAAACACAGCGUGUCCUUGUCCGCACCCCACCCACCCGACACCCCCGUCUACAGUAGAUCUACGCAUAUGUAUCCGUCGUCCCAUUUCUGCACCUCACGUACCUCAGAAGACCCGUGCGUAACCCCCCC
Boeremia exigua is the source of this 2654-nucleotide messenger RNA. RefSeq names its product SGT1 family protein-like protein Sgt1. The record is from RefSeq and is a predicted model, not a curated record. Bases 147 to 2336 code for a protein of 729 amino acids. NCBI's taxonomy places the organism in Eukaryota, Fungi, Ascomycota, Dothideomycetes, Pleosporales, Didymellaceae. The transcript has a single exon. Gene Ontology annotation, cellular component: nucleus.